UUUUAAAUUGUAAAGAAACUUCAAUUCAAGCAGGUGUGUGGGAAAGUGAAGGUGUGGCCUCUCUACGAAGAUGAUGCAGUGCAGCAAGGACUGACAGGGACGAGCUCUGCGAGGCUUUGCUUUCCCAACUCAAGUUCCACAUCAAAGGCGGUCGCCAUGGCGAGCAUCUGGCAAGUCCUGCAAGUCACUGCGUUCUUUGUCUUCCAUUUGGUGCCCUAUACACUGUGCGGCAACCUGCGCUGCCUCUACAGGCCCAUCUUGGAGAAGGAGUACGAGUUUCAGCCCAUCGUGACCGAGUGUCCCCGGGGUGAGGUGUGCUACAAAGCGGAGGGUCGCUACGGCAAUUACAGCGCCCUGUCCGCAAGUGGCUGCAUGCCGAGGAGGGUCUGCGGCCUACAGCACGAUCUCUCCUACCAAGGAGUCAUCUACACAAUGAGCUACUCUUGCUGUGACCGGCCGUAUUGCAACGCGUGUGUGGGCCUCUUCGCCAACACCUUGGUCAUCACCAUAACACUUGUAACUGUUGCUGGAAUGAUCGGAAUGUGAUGUUGGAUGAACAGCAAGCGCUCAGGGUUAAGGGGGA
Molecule: messenger RNA, 583 nt
Organism: Hippocampus zosterae (dwarf seahorse)
Lineage: Eukaryota; Metazoa; Chordata; Actinopteri; Syngnathiformes; Syngnathidae
Gene: bncr
Product: bouncer
Exons: 2
Coding region: 157-546 (129 amino acids)
Source: RefSeq, a predicted model, not a curated record